Pogoniulus pusillus (Red-fronted tinkerbird) is the source of this 2411-nucleotide messenger RNA. RefSeq names its product TIMP metallopeptidase inhibitor 2 (gene TIMP2). Bases 285 to 947 code for a protein of 220 amino acids. Gene Ontology annotation, biological process: response to cytokine; response to hormone; negative regulation of membrane protein ectodomain proteolysis. Gene Ontology annotation, cellular component: extracellular matrix. Gene Ontology annotation, molecular function: protease binding; metalloendopeptidase inhibitor activity. Lineage: Eukaryota; Metazoa; Chordata; Aves; Piciformes; Lybiidae. The record is from RefSeq and is a predicted model, not a curated record. The transcript has 5 exons.
UCGCGCCGCGGAGCCGCAUCCUGCGGAGGGGCGGGAGCAGCCGGGCUGGCCCCGCGCCAUGCAGAGGAGGAGCAGCAAAUCCCCGGAGCACGUUAAAAAGCGAGGCUGAGCAGCAGCCGGGGAAGGAAGAAAACACCUCCAUAGAAGGCAGCGGAGGAACGGCCGCAGCAGCUCGCAGGGGCCGCGGCUGCCGGCCCCAAACUUUCCGCCGACGGCUCGGCCGGGCCCGGCGGUGGAUGCGGCUUUCUGGGCCGGGUCGCUGAGGCUGCAGCCCCCGCCGCAAGAUGCCCGCCGCGCUGCCCAGCCUGCUGGCCUGGCUGGCCGUGCUGCUGCUCGGCAGGGCCCGCCCGGCCGACGCCUGCAGCUGCUCGCCCAUCCACCCGCAACAGGCCUUCUGCAACGCGGACGUAGUGAUCCGAGCGAAGGCCGUCUCUGCGAAAGAGGUGGAUUCGGGCAAUGAUAUAUACGGGAACCCCAUCAAACGAAUCCAGUAUGAAAUCAAGCAGAUCAAGAUGUUUAAAGGCCCUGACCAGGACAUAGAGUUCAUCUACACGGCCCCAUCCACCGCCGUGUGCGGCCGGCUGCUGGACACCGGCGGGAAGAAGGAGUAUCUCAUUGCAGGCAAGUCAGAGGGCAAUGGGAAGAUGCAUAUCACGCUCUGUGACUUGGUCUCCACCUGGGACUCACUGAGCCCAACCCAGAAGAAGAGCCUAAAUCAGCGGUACCAGAUGGGCUGCGAGUGCAAGAUCUCGCGCUGCCUCUCCAUCCCCUGCUUCGUCUCCUCCUCGGACGAGUGUCUCUGGACAGACUGGGCCAUGGAGAAGAACAAUGUGGACGGGCGGCAGGCGAAGCACUACGCUUGCAUCAAGAGGAGCGACGGUUCGUGCGCCUGGUACCGCGGCAUGGCCCCCCCCAAGCAAGAGUUUCUCGACAUUGAGGACCCCUAAGCCAAACGAGUGCAUUCCAGUAGCCAGUAGAAAGAAAAAAAACCUGCGAGAUAUUAGACUGGUCCAUGCUGAUAUCAAUUCCUGGAGACAGCAUGAAAAUCCGCUCAUCCGCGGCAGGGUCCCUGGGCUGUGGUGGCUGCCAUGCGUGGCGAGUUGUGGCUUGCAGCAGGGCUGAGCGGGGCAUGGGGACACGCCACUGUGGGAGCUCCAUCCCCUCCCAGCCACGUUCAGCCCUGGCAGCUGUGAAAGAAUCGAACCCUUGACAGUGGUGGGAGCUGCCCCGUCCAUGCCCUCACCAUGGGGGGCCCACCCCAGCAGUUCUUGCCAGGCAGCUCUCCCCACUGCAGUGUCCCUGGGACCCUGUUGUCCCCAUCCCAACCCCACUGCCUGUUCCUCCCUUUGGGGUGCAGAAAGUGUACACCCUCCAGGCAGGGUCUCUAAAGGGCUUUACCAUGUGGCAGAGCCCCUGGCCGUGUGUAAGGGGCUACAGGGCCUUUACAGAGCUGGACAACCCCUGCACUGCUGCUUGCACCUGAAAACCAGAAGGGUACAUUAUCAUUGCUUGGGAGACUCCCCCCCACCCCGACCUCUGCAUGCUCCCAGGCAUUGCUACCCCUCUUGCCACACACUCCUCUUCCCAUGGGGACACAGGUGAGAGCAGGGUUCCACCAUUCCCAGCAUCAUGACGAGGUCCGUUUUAGCUUCACUCUUCUGCAUAGGUGGAGAGCUGCUGCCAGACCCUGCUGCAACUGUUGCUAUUGGAAAGGCCCAGAUCAAUCGGUCUCUGCAGGCAGGCAGCAGGGCUGGGCAGAGUUCUCCCUCAGCUGGGUGUCAGCAAUGUGAGCUCUGGCAGUGCAGGCACAGGGUAUUUAUCAUUGCCUUGUGCAGGUGCUGAACGAGCUGUGCUGUGGCCUUUGGCACUGCUACAGCAUUGUAGCCAGGUGUGCUCCCUCCUCUGUGGCAGCAGGUAUGGAGCCUGGCACUUGGCCAGGUGCAGGCAGCCAACACAGCCACAGGAACACUCAUUCCCUUCGGUGAACCCUCUACACACCUCAGGCCCCACUUUCUCUGAGCCAUUCCCACGUCGCAGCGGCACUGGCGUGUGCCGUGGAGCUGCCCGUCCGCGAUGCAGGCACUGGCACAUAUGCCCCAUCGCCCCUUCCCGCAGCUUUGGGAGGGUGCCGGGAAGUUAUCCCCACAGCCCUGCUCUGGGGGCGUUUUCAUGCUGUGCGUUUCCCGUAAGGUUUAAGGUGUCGUACUGGACCAGUCUGGGCAAUUUCAACAUAUUAAAGAGAAGAAUUAAAAAGAAAGAAAAAGAAGAACCCCACCAAACCCAACCUCUAAUCAAUCCCAUAUACGGCUCCUGUUCGCUUACUGUAUGGUUAUAUCAUAUGUGCCGUUUGCUCCUGUCUCCGCUGGUAGUCUGUCUCUUGAGUUCAAUAUUGCCACUUGUUUUGCCACCGG